Eruca vesicaria subsp. sativa (arugula) is the source of this 1176-nucleotide messenger RNA. NCBI's taxonomy places the organism in Eukaryota, Viridiplantae, Streptophyta, Magnoliopsida, Brassicales, Brassicaceae. The record is from the annotation of a GenBank genome assembly.
AUGUCAUCAACUCCUGCAGCAGCCAUUGGAGUUGCUGUUGGAGCUCUUGCUUUGAUUGCUGUUUUACUUCUUGUCCUAUGGUUUUGCAUUUUUCGUCGCAAGAAUGCGUCUGAGACUGGCUCUUCUGAUCCAUCAACUCAAGAAGGAACAAAUGUUGCAAUGGAGUUGUCAAUGAGAGAAUCAAGAAGGUUUGAAAUGGAGGAACUUGCUCAAGCCACCAAGAGUUUCACCAAUAAAAGCCUCAUUGGUACAGGAAAAUUCGGAGAGGUUUACAAAGGUUUGCUUCAAGACGGUGUUCUCGUGUCCAUCAAGAAAAGAACCACUUUGCCUACACAAGAAUUCGUCAACGAGGUUCGUUAUCUAUCAUCUAUCAAGCAUCGUAAUCUUGUUACUCUUUUGGGUUAUUGCCAAGAAAGCAACAUGCAGUUUCUUGUCUACGAAUAUGUUCCUAAUGGAAAUGUUUCUAAUCACCUGUACGGUGCUGGUGGAAGUAGGCUAGAGUUCAGAAACAGGCUUGCCAUAUCUAUAGGAGCAGCUAAAGGAUUGGCACAUCUUCACUCACUGAGUCCUCGGUUGAUACACAAGGACUUCAAAACUGCUAAUGUUCUUGUGGAUGAAAACUUCAUUGCCAAAGUUGCUGAUGCAGGAGUUCCUAAUUUCUUAGGAAGAGAGGAUGUUGGUACAUCGUCUCACGUUGUUGCUGACCACAUCUUCCUCUCCCCAGAGGUUCAAGAGUUCAGAAGAUUCUCAGAGAAAAGUGAUGUCUAUGCUUUUGGGGUAUUCCUCUUGGAGUUAGUAAGUGGAAGAGAGGCAUCAGAACCAUCCCCUUCACGCUCAUCACAAACUCUAGUCGAAUGGAUGCAAAACAUAACGGACUACACUGAUAUACCUGCAAUGAUCGAUGAGAGACUAGGUGGUACAUACACAGCAGAAGGAGUGGAGGAGGUUAUUACACUGACACUGAUAUGUCUUGAUGUUUCAAGUGCGAAGAGACCAACAAUGAGUUAUGUUGUGGCAGAGCUUGAGAGAAUAUUAGACAAAGAAGUGAGCUUAACAACAGUAAUGGGUGAAGGUAUCCAAACCUAUAAUGAUGCCAAGCAUUAUGCGAUUUCUGCAAAGAUUCCAGAGUUUAGCAAAAACAGGACUCUUGUUGUACAGUACUCUGUUAAAAUCUAA